GGACGGCGCUUCAAUCACAUUUCUCACCGAUUACCUACGCAGUGCAUCCCACCACUUCUACUGUGUAACGCCGCCUCCUGGCCUCAAGACGGCAGACACGCCGUAUGGCUGCAUCGCCGUAUGGCUGCAUAAUUAAUUGAAGGCCAAUUACUCCAAAGCACCAGUAAGCAACCAGUAAGCAAACAGGAUAUCUGGUUCGUGCGAGCAUAUUUGUGUCACUUCAGUUAGGCACCUACUUCAAUCCAUUCUCCCCGACAUUGACCCACAAUGACUUGAUGAAUCACAUCGCACCACCAGCGCUCAGCUCUAUCCCGCUCGUUGUCUUGAGCGUGCAGACUGUGCACGAUAUUCCCCUCGUAACCCAGAUUAUUGCCAUCAUGUCCGAGUCUCAAGAGAUCCUCACGACGACCGUGACAGCCGAGAGCUUUCUCGCGGCUAUCAUCGUCUUGGUGGUUGUCCCAUCUUUGUUCGUAUUUGUCCGUGUAGCCAAUAGCUACCGCCAUACGAAGGGCCUUUACGCCGAUGAUUGGUUCUCCAUCGUCGCCGUUGUUUUUCUGGCCAUCAUAUGUGCCCUGUAUUAUAUCAUGAGAACCACGCUCAACGAUCCCGCCGUGGGUUUCCUGUACAUGGGGCGACUUAUCACAGCGGUGGGGUUCAUGGCUAUAUUCACGGUCUAUUUCGCCAAGGUCCCGAUCCUGCUUCUCUACCUACGCAUCUUUGGCGUCCAUAGGGGCGUGCGCAUCGUGUCAUGGAUCUUGCUGACGGUGCCGCUCGUAAUGCUCGUGGGCGCCGCCAUCUACGGCGCCGCCGUAUGUAGCCCGGAGAACAAGACGCUGGACCUGGUUUGGCUGCAGGGCUGCAUUCAGCCGUCAUUACGCAUCGGCGUGUGGAAUGGGUCUGUUUCGGUCGUUGUCGACAUUAUCAUCUUUGUCCUUCCUCUGCCCGUGAUUGCCGGGUUGAACCUGGACCGGAAGAAGAAGGUUGCAUUGGCCGUGGUGUUUCUGGCGGCUUUUCUUGGAAUCGCUGCAAGUGGUGUGACGCUUUACUUUCGAGGAGUUUCUCUCGCUGGUCGGGGUUCUUCGGGAGCCGAAGUUGGUCAAAUGCUGGGCCAGAUUAUCGAGUGCUCCAUUGCCAUCAUUGUUGGCUGCGCACCCGCGCUCCGCUCGUUUUGGACGGGACAUAUCACCCAGCUGGCCAUCUACUCGAGGCUUCAGUCUGCGCUCUCGACCACAAGAUUCAAGAAGUCCCAGGCCUCGAUGGACUCCAAGGCGCCAUCUGCGGGGGCCAGUUCUGAGCAUAUUGUCAAGGCGCAUGACUUUGUGGCACUCAACGAGAUCAGGGUAACCAGAGACACGCAGGUCGUAGUCACGAACGAGGAAUCUCAGCGGCGCUGGUGAUGCGGCUGUGACUGUAUCUACAAAUCUAGCUCGGGUACCUUGAUGAAUGGCAUUGCCAGUUGCAUGCAUCAUGAUGCAUGUGCCUUGAUUGGAAUUAACCGCGGAACUGGAAUUGAAUCUACAGCUAGCUAACUGUUGUCCUUCCUGUGAACCACCAUGGUCCAUGACUUCCCUCCAGACGAAACACAAUGUGAGAUGUCGGCACAAUCGGAACAGAAGGGGCAGAUUUGACCAGUUUAGCCAUAUUAAUUCCUUUGCUCCAAGGAAUUGCCCCCGGUACGGCGUAGUUGAUAACACUGAUAUUCGUUCUCUGCAGACUGACUGUUCAGGCAGUCCUCAACAUGGCCUGUCAGGGGGGUUGGAGG
Molecule: messenger RNA, 1762 nt
Organism: Chaetomium fimeti
Lineage: Eukaryota; Fungi; Ascomycota; Sordariomycetes; Sordariales; Chaetomiaceae
Exons: 5
Coding region: 276-1397 (373 amino acids)
Source: RefSeq, a predicted model, not a curated record